CCCAUCGCUCGCACCCGGGCACCCGCCCUGCCCUGCCCGGUGCCCGUCCUGCAGGUGUCCCCGACCGUGGCCGACAACUCCAGCCAGCAGGACUGGGGCGAGCUCUUCACAGAGGAGGAGCUGAACGAGCUCUACUACGAGGACAGCGUGAACGACAGUGACGUCACCGCGGCCGCGCCCUGCCGCUCCUGCAACCUGCUGGACGCGUCCUCGCUGCCCUUCUUCCUCCUGGUCAGCGUCCUGGGCUUCCUGGCCAGUGCUGCCGUCCUCUUCGCCCUCCUCCGGCCACUCUUCCGCUGGCGGCGCUGUGCUGACCGGCCCGUCCUGGCGCACGCGGCCGCGGGCAGCGCCCUCUUCAGCCUGGCUCUGCCCCUCCUGGCGCCGGGGCUGGGUGGUGCCCGCCCAGCCCCCCUCUGCCAGCUGGCCCACCUGGCUUGGCACAGCUCGGCCUUCGCCCAGGCGCUGCUGAUUGCCAGCCGGGCCUGUCUGGGGCCCCGGCUGGGCACAGGCUGGCUCCCGCGCCUGAUCCUGGCGGCUCUCUGGGCGGUGUCCAUCAUGCUGGGGCUGCCCAGUGCCCUGACCAGCGACUCCUCCGAGGGCUCCUGCCCCCCGAGCCAGGGCUGGGGCCUGCUGCACACCCUCCACGUCUCCGCCUGCUGCUGCCUCUUCGUCGCGCUGCCACUGGGCCUGCUGGGCGCCACGGGGCUGAGGGCGGCCCUGGGCAAGGGGCCGUGCCUAUGGGUGGACGCGCUGUGGGUCUGGUUCAUUUUCUGGUGGCCGUAUGGGGUGAUGCUGGGCGUGGACGACCUGGUGAGGUCCCGGCAGGUGGCUAUACGGUCAUGCCACGCCCAGCAGGUCCAGGACCUGCUGCUACAGCUGGCAGAAGGUCUGGCCACGGUGCACUGCGUGGCCACCCCCUUGCUGCUGGCCCUGGCCUGCCACCGGGCUGCCCAUGUCGCCGCCCCACCACUGCCACCAGCUCCGGCUCCCCGCCCGGACCCCCUUGCAGGCAAAUCCUAACCCAAUAAAGUCUGUCCUGCUUCCCCGGGA
This is a messenger RNA of Sorex araneus (European shrew), 1050 nucleotides long. It is a transcript of the gene ACKR1, whose product is annotated as atypical chemokine receptor 1 (Duffy blood group). The annotation marks the transcript as partial. Gene Ontology annotation, cellular component: membrane. The record is from RefSeq and is a predicted model, not a curated record. The transcript has a single exon. Gene Ontology annotation, molecular function: C-C chemokine binding. Lineage: Eukaryota; Metazoa; Chordata; Mammalia; Eulipotyphla; Soricidae. Gene Ontology annotation, biological process: regulation of chemokine production; inflammatory response; chemokine-mediated signaling pathway.